UGGAUCAUCCUACGCUUGCCUUUCUGUCCGUUAUUCUCAUGCUGGGCCUGGCAAGAUGCCAAGACAACGCUCGUUUCCUUGUCGACAUCGUUAAACCAACAGGCCUCGCUGAUGUAAAGACCACCAUGUCCUCUGUAAACAUCAUCUUGCAAAAAACAGCUGGUGUUGAUUUCAUCUUCAAGGUGGUUGGUGAACCAAGAGUAUUAGCAAUUCUGAAUAUACCCAGCCUGUGUGAUAUGCGUCCUCUCGAAGAGAAGUUGUUGGCGGCUAAUCUGGACAUCACUGUUAAAUCUCUGAUACUUGGUGAAAAACUUGCAGCUGAUCUGGGGGUGAACAAGACCCUUAUUGCAAGUGCCCCGCCUUCAGCAGACAUAACUGGAGACUACAUCUACUUAUGGGAUGCAAUUUUCAGAAUGGAAGGUCUAAACAGUGAAGAAUACAAAGAGGAAAUACGAGACAAUCUGGAGAACAGCAUCAAGUUCAGACUGGACAAUCACCAGAGUGUCAUAUAUAGAGUUCUCGGAGGGUUUCCUAUUCAGAUGAUGUAUUUUGCAACAGCGAAACCAGAGGAGGCUGAACUGGUUGUCUGGCACUUCAACCGCCCGAAACUGGUUUACAGAGUUAACGUGGUCAGGGUUGAGUUGCUAGACGUCUAUCUUAACGGCUGUCAGUAACAACCUGUACUUUGUGCAAUAAAGAAGUCAGUAGCAUAGACUUUUAGGUUGGCAUUGAAUAAAACUCAUAUCAAUUAAGUGUU
Haliotis rubra (blacklip abalone) is the source of this 757-nucleotide messenger RNA. RefSeq lists its product as uncharacterized. NCBI's taxonomy places the organism in Eukaryota, Metazoa, Mollusca, Gastropoda, Lepetellida, Haliotidae. The record is from RefSeq and is a predicted model, not a curated record. The transcript is spliced from 5 exons. The coding region runs from base 39 to 674 and encodes 211 amino acids.